This is a messenger RNA of Dunckerocampus dactyliophorus (ringed pipefish), 2063 nucleotides long. RefSeq names its product solute carrier family 2 member 15b (gene slc2a15b). Gene Ontology annotation, biological process: monosaccharide transmembrane transport. The coding region runs from base 32 to 1564 and encodes 510 amino acids. The record is from RefSeq and is a predicted model, not a curated record. The transcript is spliced from 12 exons. Gene Ontology annotation, cellular component: membrane. Gene Ontology annotation, molecular function: hexose transmembrane transporter activity. NCBI's taxonomy places the organism in Eukaryota, Metazoa, Chordata, Actinopteri, Syngnathiformes, Syngnathidae.
CACGCGGAGGGACUUACUUUUCACCACCUCGAUGGCGGAGGAACUGCUGCUGUUGCACGAUGCAAAACUUAGCUCGCACCUCACAAAGUCACUGCUGGCGGUGGCGUUCCUGUCCUCGUUUGGCAGCUCCAUGCUCUAUGGAUUCAACCUGGCUGUCGUCAACUCCCCUGCGCAGUACAUCAAAGCCUUCUAUAACGAGACACUUAGGGAGGAGUAUAACUGGGUUCCGGACGACAAGCACCUGACAGUCUUGUACUCCCUUACCGUGUCCAUCUUUGCCAUUGGUGGAAUGAUCGGCGCUCUGUUAGUGGGCAAAUUGGUAACCAAAUAUGGAAGGAAGGGGACACUGGUGAAAUCCACCGUGUUGGUGUUCCUCGGUGGAGCUCUCAUGGGCCUCAGCAGAGCAUGGAGGGAGCCAGCUAUGGUCAUCAUUGGACGCUUCAUUGUUGGAGUACACUCCGGUAUCUCUCUCAGUGUUGUGCCAAUGUACCUUGGAGAGAUCGCCCCCAAGAAUCUUCGAGGCUUCUUGGGUCUUAUUCCCAGCAUCCAUAUUUGUCUCGGGGUCUUCAUUGCUCAGGUCCUGGGACUUCAGGAGCUGUUGGGAAAGGAAGAGCACUGGCCGCUGCUCAUGUCUCUUAUCGUAUUUCCAACCCUGGUCCAGCUGGUGUUCUUACCGUGGUUUCCUGAAAGCCCACGAUACCUGCUGAUAGAAAAAGGAAAUGUUCAUGCCACCGUUGCAGCCCUCAAGCGGUUCCGUGCUAGGGGAAACCUCCAGUUGGAGGUGGAGGAGAUGCAAGAGGAACAACGCUCUCUGUCCUCCAUCCAGACGUUAUCUGUGUGCAGCCUCCUCAUGGACCGCUGCGUUCGCUGGCAGGUCAUCACCGUUAUUGUGGUCAACGUCGGCAUGCAGCUGUCUGGUAUUGAUGCGAUCUGGUUCUACACAAACGAUAUAUUUAGGAAUGCCGGGAUUCCCGACCCAAAUAUUCAGUACACCACAGUAGGGACCGGAGCCAUCGAGGUCAUCUCUGGGACGCUAGGUUGCUUUACAAUUGAGCGUGUAGGGAGGAGACCUCUGAUGAUUGGCGGCUACCUCUUCAUGGCCCUCUGCUGUGCUGGCAUCACAAUGUCCGUCCUCUUCCAGGCUCAACUGACCUUCCUGCGCUACGUAAGCGUGGGCUGCGUUGUUGGAAUUAUUGCUGGCUUCUGCAUUGGUCCAGCUGGUGUGCCCUUCCUGAUCACUGCUGAGCUGUUCAAGCAGUCGCACCGGCCAGCAGCCUACACGGUGGGAGGUUGCCUCAACUGGUUGUCCAACUUCACCAUCGGUUUCGUCUUUCCCUUCCUCGAGCUGGCCACCGGUCCUUACUGUUACCUCAUCUUCUGCUCUAUCUGCCUGGGAGUGGCCGUCUACACCAUCUUCAUCAUUCCAGAGACCAAGAACAAAACCUUCUUGGAAAUCAGCACGAUGUUUGCCUCCAAGAAUGACAUCCUUGAAGAGGAGCUGGCAUCCGACGAGCACCUGAAAAUGUCUCUGAUGAACGGCUACGGGACUGGGGACCAUUAUUAAAGAAAGUAAGCGGAGAGGAGGUGGACCCACUCCCUUCGUGAUGUAACGAUGGCAGAGGUUGGAGGUUUAAACAAUGGAUACCGCAGAGACGAUGCACACUGCAUGAAACUUAACAACGUCUAAAACGUCUUCUGCACAGCAAUGUAAGACAAAGAUCACAUAGCAAAGCGCCUCUAAUGGAGCAUGCAAAGCAUUUUCACCCGUUUCCCAGCAUCAUGAGCCAUUUUGCUGGAAUUUGUUCCCCAGCUUCAUUUGAACACAUCCCAUGAUCAUUCCAGAUGUAGUUCAUGUGGCGCGGUGACUCACCUCUACUUUUAUGACGCGACGUGGACACGUCACACGCAUGUGCACUGCGAGUAUCCUCUUUAUUUCUUUUAAUCAAAUGUGACGUUUGUCUCUUUUCACCGAAGAGCGCUGGACACUGUGGCUACCGUAGUAGUCAUUUUAUGGCCGAGUUGUAAUUUAUCAACAUGUCUGUUAUAGGUCUGAAAAUGCAGUC